Messenger RNA from Tricharina praecox, 1950 nucleotides. RefSeq lists its product as uncharacterized. Lineage: Eukaryota; Fungi; Ascomycota; Pezizomycetes; Pezizales; Pyronemataceae. The transcript is spliced from 5 exons. Gene Ontology annotation, molecular function: protein binding. Bases 1 to 1950 code for a protein of 649 amino acids. The record is from RefSeq and is a predicted model, not a curated record.
AUGGCGAUGGUGCUGGUAGGCUUUUCGGUGCGCGGCGCUGAUUGUUAUGGAGUGCCCGCUUCCGCCGCCCUGGAACGGAGACAGGCCACUACGACAAGCUCGACUUCAUUUACGACGACGACGACUUCGGUGAGGUCGACGGUCACGGUUUCGGCAAGGACCACGAUUCCUUCGACGGCGCCGACGGCGUCGGGGACGAUGCGCGCGAUCCCCAGCAUCGCCGAUACAAAGUGCGAGAGGUUCUGGCAGAAUACGGCGAUUCACAACAACUCGCUGUACGCGGAUGGAGGCAGCUUUUCUGAGUUGGAGGGUUACAUCAAAGGACCGAGUAAUCUCACCAUGGUCCUCGACCUGACACGGGAAUUCUCGACGGAAGCGCCACCCUACACGACAAUAUCGAAACCCGACAAGUCAACCUUCUCAAUGGGCAUGCUGUUUUCAUGGAAGGACACAUUGUACCAGUUCCAGGGCUUCGCGCACGUCUUCGAGUACACGCAACCGCUGUAUGGCGCAUCCCGCGAGUGGUGGAACAACUAUGGCAGCAAGCGGCGCACCGGCCAGACAUUCCGGCUGUGGAGCCUUGACUCUGGGAAGGAGUGGGUUGCCGGCCAGCUGUUCACCGAGACCGAGCCGCAGAGGGCCGGUAUUGGAGCUUCGGCGGUGAUGGAGAGACGCGGGAUGGGGUAUUACCUGGGCGGCGCCAUCGUUAAUGCGGACGGAAAGUACGAGCAAUCACUCUACGAGUUGAUGACGGUUUGGGACGUGCGGAACAGUAAAUGGGAGGCGGUCAGGGGUCCCGAUCAGCCAAAGGUGGGACGCGUGAACGGCGUUCUGGUCGCGAUGGAGGAGUUCGGCUCGAGCGGGAUGUUGCUGGCGAUGGGAGGGGUUCGUGCGUCGUCGUCCAACGUGAGCGUCGACCAGGAAGGGCUCGAUUUCCGAAUGGUCCAACUCUACGACGUCGCGACAAAGACGUGGAUGUCGCAGGAAACCAGCGGCCUCGACUCGAUGCCGGACCCGAGACUGGACUUUUGCGCCGUCGUCGCUACCGCGCCCGAUCGCUCGAGUGCCCAGAUCUACGUCUGGGGUGGCCUGAACUAUGAGGACAACCUCGACGCUCCCAUCGACAUGUACAUCUUGACUCUGCCUUUCUUCCGCUGGAUCAAAGUGCCGUUUUCGGAGGUUCCCCGUGGAUCCAAGAGUGGUCAUCGAUGUCAGACAUAUAACAGCCGGCAAAUGCUUAUCGUCGGCGGCCAACAGGGCCGUUUCGCCACGGGAGCGGCCUCUAUCGGUCCCGCCGAAUACAUCGUUCCAGGCACCAGCGAUGAUGUACCCAUCGAGGGGACCAACUGCGUCAAGGGCGGCAUGGGCAUUCAGAUCUUUGACACGACAACCCUCGAGUUCGUGAAUACGUUCGAUCCCACCGUGAACACCUACGAGAUCCCCGAGACCGUAUACAAGCUUAUCGGCGGAGAUAAAUCCGGCAAUGCAACCGCAACCUCUCCACAAGUAGGCUGGACCGACGAGUCCCUGGGGACAGCGUUCAACCUGGCGCCGGUCAACCUCCCCGACGCCACCACCAGCACCACCCCCGGCGCGAACACCACCACAGAAUCAAAAAGCAACACGGGCGCAAUCGCCGGCGGCGUGGUAGGCGGGCUCGCCGCCGUCGCCAUCGCCGCAGGCAUCUUCUUCUGGCUCCGCCGAAGAAAAUCGCAGCAUUCCCCCCCGCCCCAAUCCGCGCCCACGUACGAAACUGCCAUGCCCCAGAACGUCGAGUACAACAAAAUGCCAGACCACCUUGCUGAGGCGCCGGCGUAUACGAUGAAGCCGCCGGGCCCCGUGGAGGCGGGCGGCCGCCCGGUCACGGCGUCGACGGAGUUGCCCGCCGAACAGUAUCCGCCCGCGGAGCUGUGGGGCGAUGAACCGAGACGGAGUGAGUUGGCGCGGUAG